Messenger RNA from Lingula anatina, 4920 nucleotides. RefSeq names its product protein deacetylase HDAC6-like. Gene Ontology annotation, cellular component: histone deacetylase complex. The record is from RefSeq and is a predicted model, not a curated record. Gene Ontology annotation, molecular function: histone deacetylase activity; zinc ion binding. NCBI's taxonomy places the organism in Eukaryota, Metazoa, Brachiopoda, Lingulata, Lingulida, Lingulidae. Gene Ontology annotation, biological process: epigenetic regulation of gene expression.
UCGACGAAAUCACGUUAUCAGAGCGGAAAAGCCGCUCUGUUUUCAUUUAUUAUUUGCUGCCAUGUAAUACUCCGCACUUUGUAAGCCGGUUGGAGAUAUUUUGCAAUAAAGAUGGAUCCACCGAUCAUAAACAAAGGAUCUCCAGCAUCAGAGCCAGAUUCAGCGAGCUCUGAUCCCAAGGCCACAGGACUAGUGCAGACUGAAAAUCCAUCACCAAAUUCCUGCGAGGGGGGUGUAGGGGAUGCCCCAGCCCCUGCACCACAGACAAAGAGUGAUGAGACCCCAUCCAAUGUUAAGACACAGUCAGUUAAACCAAAGAAAUCGGCUAGUACGGGUAAGAAGAAAGGCAAGCAGUCCAAGGGACCCACACUGGAAGAACUGAAGAGAAGAGGACGAGACACCCGCCAGCACCCCCACCAAGAUAAUAUACAGAUCAUGGACAAGAUGGCUGACCUGUCCAUGAAAUCAAUGAAAUUAACAAAUCUGGGUACGGGGUUGAUCUAUGAUCACUUCAUGACCCAGCACAGGUGUGAGUGGGACCUCCUGCACCCUGAAUGUCCUGACAGGAUAACAGAGCCUUAUUUAAGAUGUCUUCAGUAUGGUCUGGUCACCAGAUGUGUACCCAUAUUGCCCAAAAAGUCUGUUGAUGAAGCUGCUCUAAGUCAGCAUAGUCCAGAAUACCUGAAGCUUUUGAAGGACUCUCAGUUCCUUAGUGAGAUCCAGCCUCUUCAAGACCUGUCAGAAAAAUAUCAUGGCAUUUAUUUUAACAGUCCUAAAAUGACUUCAGAGAAAGGGCAUCUCCCUGAACACUUCUUACCAAGGGGGGUCCAGACACUCCAAGACCUCUCAGGGAAAUAUGACUCCAUUUACUUCAACAGCAAAACAUUUGAAUGUGCACAGCUUUCUCUAGGCAGUACCAUAGAAAUGACAGAACAGAUCUUGCAAGAAAAGGUUAGAAAUGGGUUUGCCAUUGUAAGACCCCCAGGUCACCAUGCAAUGUACAAAGAGGCCUGUGGAUACUGCUUCUUUAACAAUGUGGCCAUUGCUGCAAAACGCGCUCUGGACAAGUUUGGUCUGGAAAGGGUGUUGAUAGUGGACUGGGACGUCCACCAUGGUCAAGGCACACAGUACAUGUUCUAUGAUGACCCAAGAGUGAUGUAUGUGUCUAUCCACCGUUAUGAGUAUGGCAAUUUCUGGCCAAACCUUCGAGAGUCCGACUACGACUAUAUAGGAGAGGGUCGAGGUACAGGCUACAACAUCAACAUACCUCUCAAUAAGACUGGUAUGACUAACAGUGACUACAUGGCUGUGUUUCAUCAACUACUCAUGCCUAUAUUCUAUGAGUACAACCCUCAGCUGGUAUUGGUCUCCUCUGGUUAUGAUGCAGCUAUAGGAUGCCCAGAGGGGGAAAUGGAGGUGACCCCAGCUUGCUAUGCUCAUUUUAUCAACAUGCUCAGUGCUCUGGCUGAUGGCAAACUGGCUGUUAUACUAGAGGGAGGAUACUGCCUGAAGUCUCUGUCUGAGGGCGUGGCUCUCACACUGAGGGCUCUACUGGGAGACCCGACACCCAGGAUAGGACCACUACAGCAACCUAAUGAUGUUAUCAAGAAGACCAUACUGAAUGCUAUCCGCGUGUUACGUCCAUAUUGGCAGUGUCUCCAGUUCCAGGGGGUGCUGCCAGUACAGAGUGCUGAGGUAUCCAGUACCACACAGGAAGAUGAACACUUGAGAACUGUGCCGUUUUCCACCCCAGAGAACCGUCCCGAGGUGUACCCAAUAGACGAGUGUUGUUACCCAGUCCAGGAGCCAGAGGUAAAGGCCACCUACAGUGCCAGAAUACAGGAGCUGAUAGAUAACACUUACCUGGGCAAGGCACCACACAGGACAGCCCUGGUCUAUGAUGAAGUCAUGAGGAAACACAAGAACCACGUUGAUCCGGGUCACCCAGAGAGACCUGACAGAAUAACCAAAAUUUAUAACAAGAUUCAGGAGUAUAGGUUGCUGAAACAUUGCCUAAGGGUGGAGUCAAGGAUGGCAACAGAUGAAGAGGUACUGACAUGUCACAAGACAGAACACUUUAAGAAGAUGCAGCAGAUUAAAGAGACCAAACCCAGAGAACUCAAAGAAGUUCAGCUGCAGUAUAACUCAGUCUAUCUAUGUCAGGAGUCCUAUGACUGUGCCCUGCUGGCUGUAGGUAGUCUGUUAAAUGUGGUGGAGGCAGUCUUGACUAACAAGAGUCAGAAUGGUGUUGCUGUGAUAAGACCCCCAGGUCACCAUGCGGAGAUCAACCAGGCGUGCGGAUUCUGUCUGUUUAACAAUGUUGCCAUCGCAGCUCGCUAUGCUCAGAAGACGUUUGGUGUGAAAAAAGUUCUAAUACUGGACUGGGAUGUCCACCAUGGUAAUGGUAUACAGCACAUCUUUGAAGAUGAUCCAAGCGUACUGUACAUAUCAAUCCAUCGCUAUGACCAGGGGUUCUUCUUCCCCGCUGGACCAGAUGGAAACUAUGAUAAAGUGGGAAAUGGAGCAGGCGCUGGCUUUAACAUCAACAUUCCCUGGAACAAGUAUGGUAUGGGUGACGCGGAGUACAUAGCAGCCUUCCUCCAGGUGAUCAUGCCAGUGGCAUAUGAGUUUGACCCAGAUUUGGUGUUGGUAUCCGCUGGGUUUGAUGCAGCAAGGGGAGAUCCCUUGGGUCAUUGUGACAUCACCCCUGCUGGCUAUGGUCACAUGACUCAGAUGUUGAUGAGCUUGGCCAAUGGGAGAGUCAUAUUAGCACUAGAGGGUGGCUACAACCUCCACUCCAUAUCAGAAAGCAUGGCUAUGUGUACCAAGGUUCUCCUGGGAGGAACAUGUCCGCCCCUGGGGUCUCUGGUACCUAAGACAAUGGCCGUAGAGUCCAUAUGUAAUGUGCUGGACACACACAAGAAGUACUGGAAGUGUCUUCAGUUUAGGGUUGAUUUACCAGCCCCAGUUCUCCCAGUGACAGCAGGUGUCCAGAACAAUGCUGUGACCAGUACCUCAGAUAUGGACAGUCUUACCACCGCCAUUGGAGCUCUACAAGUGAAAUAUGAGUCAGUCAGCAGCUCUUCAGAUGGAGGCAGUUUUCUGUCCUCGCCUACAGUGACAUCUAGUGACUGCACGGGAGACUCUCCUCUAGGAGCUUGUGGUGGAUCAGAGGCCAAGAAUUUGACUGUACGCGAGCUACUGGGAGGAGCCUUAGCUGACCAGGAUGACCUGCAGAUGUUUGCUGUAGUUCCCUUGCCAUGGUGCGAACAUCUCAAAAUGGUGGCUCCUCCACCAGAGAGAGGCCUGGACGUGUUCGCAGCAUGCUCCAUGUGUGAAAGCACGAAGGAAAACUGGGUCUGCCUCACAUGUUAUGAAGUUUGCUGUGGAAGAUACGUCAAUGAGCACAUGCUUUUCCAUGGGUUGAGUACAGAACACAAAAUGGUAUUAAGCUAUUCAGACCUGUCAGUGUGGUGUUAUGGAUGUGACGCCUACAUACAUAAUGAGAUUAUAGUGCCACACAAGAGAGCAGCACACAGAAGCAAGUUUGGAGAGGACAUUCCUGGAGUGUGAAAUAAAAAAAAUUGUUUUAUCUGAAAUAUAAGUUUAUUUUUACUCCAAUGUUGAAGAAAAAGAAAUAACUUCUAAUUUCCAUACUGCAAAUCUAGUGGGAAAUUUACAACUGAAUGCUAUUAGGGUCAAACAAAUUGACCAACUUGAAGAUAGUAAAAAUGGGUUUAUUGUAUUUUAUCCUGUACAGGAAACGCUGUUCAUUAAUAUGUUCCAUACCAGAUGUUGUAAUCAAUUUGAAAAUUUGUAUGCAUUCCACGAUUCCAUCAUAAAAACUCUGAGAAAAGAAUAUUAUAUUUUCUUCACUCUAAAAUCCAAAGAAAUAUUAUCUCAAAUUUUUUGACUAGAUAAGGGCAAUAUUUUACACUGUGUGUGUUAUUUAAAAUCAAAUAAUUCUCUCUCCAGACAAAUGUAAUGCUUAGCCAGAGAAAUGUUUUAUGACUUCAAAUUUUGUAGAAGGUUUAAUCUUGUUAGUCAAUUAGAUUAUGUUGAAAACCAGUGAUCAGGUUGAUAAUUAAGGUUGCUAGGUCUCAUUCCCAUUAAAAUUAUUGUUCUAGGUAGAUCAAUCCAACUCAUGCUGAAUGCAGUCACUUUAGCAGGUUAGUAUUGCAUUCAGCAGAGUUGGAUCGAUCUGUGUAGAUCGAUAGUUUUGAUGGGAACGUGUCCAUAGACUCAUGACUGUUACCUCUAAUUUGUACUCUUUUGUUUUAGACACUGUAUUAUGUAAUUGUAGUACAUUUAUUCAGUACCGUUAUUAAUAGCCUUUUCUUAGCGAGUGGUAUACUUGAGCCAUACAGUCUACCUGUACACUUUGACAAGUCCUAGCAUGUAAUUUCGUUACAGGGGAUCUCUCUUUUACAAGUUCCCCGCAAGUGUUGUUGCUGCUACAUGUGCCAGUUUAAAUUAUGUGCACUUUUCUCGGGCUAGAAUCUUGCAAUGAAUUGGCCAGAGACAUGUCUGUGAAUUUCUUGUGAAAAAUCAGUAUGUGAGCCUGGUAGAGUUGCUACAGCUUGGUUAACUUAAUUGAUUGGCGUGUAGGCGAUUCUCUUACUGUUAAAAUUACUAUUAAGUUGUCAAUCUUACAAAUGGCUGUUACAGACUAAUUAUACCACUCAGUGUGAGAAGGGUCUCAUGUUUAUGUAUUGAGGAACUGAUUUUCAAUAUAUAUAUAAUGCUUCUUUUAAAUUUAUCAAUGUGUUUGUUGCGUUUCUUGUACACACUGACAAGCCUGGAUGUUUUGAAAACCAGCUCACAUAUACCUGCCGAUCUUGAAAUGUGUAUAGAAGAAAUACAUUCAAAGGCAAACUGGGAAAUAUUAGCUCAAAACACUAAAUAAAGACCUGAUUUGAU